Molecule: messenger RNA, 4322 nt
Organism: Ylistrum balloti
Lineage: Eukaryota; Metazoa; Mollusca; Bivalvia; Pectinida; Pectinidae
Product: ATP-dependent RNA helicase DHX29-like
Exons: 29
Coding region: 55-4281 (1408 amino acids)
Cellular component (GO): intracellular anatomical structure
Molecular function (GO): ATP binding; RNA binding
Source: RefSeq, a predicted model, not a curated record
AUGAGAGUGCAUGUAACAAAAUUGUGAUUUUUUCCUAUAUGAAAAUAAAUUAAAAUGGGUAAAAAGAAACAAGCUAAACAAGAAAAGAUUCAGCCUGCAGAUGACUCCACGAAGUCAAAGAAACACAGAGAUGAAAAAGGAAAGAAGACUUACUCUCUGCCAAAGUCAGGAGACAAAUCUGUCGCGGAUGACAAAGACAACACAGAAAAGAUAAAGAUACCACAACUUCUGGAACAAGACAUCAUUCAGCUGAUCAAUGGUGAACAUGCACAGUCUACAAAGACCAAAGAACUCAGCAAGCGUAUCACUAACAAAAAGCUCAUGGACAUGUACACCAGUCUACAGGGAGCUGGGUUCAGUCAUAACCAAAUCGAGCAGGCCAUGAAUAGUACCGUCACCUAUGGAGGAGAUCUGAUAGACUCUCUGGAUUGGCUCUGUCUCAACUUGGCUAAUGAUAAGCUUCCUAAAGGAUUUUCAGAAACAUUGGAAAAAGCAGAAAUCAAAAUUCGGCCAAAAUUUGAACGAAAAAAGUUUGAAAUGUCACCUCAGCCACCGACAACUUCUGUAGAAGUAGAACCGAACCAGUCUCCAGAAAACUCAAAGUCAAAGGAGGAAUCAAUGAAGAACUGGAUUCUUAAGUAUUCAGAGCAGUCCUCUGAUGAAGAGGAGGGAGAGGAUGAAGAGGAUAUAAAAAACGUAGAUCCGAAUGAACAGUAUUUAGAACUGACUGCCAAGCUACUGGAUGCUAAAGAAGAGGCUGCCUUGAUUAAAAGGGAGGGAGACAAAGUGCGACAAAAAGAACUUGGACAGAAAAUCAGAAAGUUAAUCACUGAUAUGGAUGUUUUGGAAAGUGACCCAAAGUUUGACCCAGCUGUGAAAAUCAAGGGUCUCGAUAAGGAAAAAACUGAUGCAGGAGAUCAACCAAACACAUUAGCCAGUGUGUGUCAAACUAAGUCUGAUGAUCACGCUGAGAUCAAACAGACAGAUCUUGAUGGUAAUUAUGACAAAGGUAAAUCCGAAGCAGUAGAAGAUGAUGACUGUACAGGAUUUGCCUUGUUUGAAGAAAUGGCGUCUAAAGAGGAACCAAAGAAAAUUUCCCAGACUGCGAAAGUGGCACAAGAUGUGCGUCAGUUUGAGUAUACUCGUCAGCAAUGGACAGGAAAGUCCCCUAAACAGUUUCUCAUUGAUUGGUGUCGCAAACACAAAUGUGAGGCCCCGAAGUAUUACAAGAUCCAGCACAGAGGAAGCAAAUGGGCCAGCAGAUGUAUGGUUGAUCGUAAGAAGGAUGGUAAGCUGGAAGUUGUUCCUGAGAUUCUGUGUGAAAACAUUAAAGAAUCUGAGCACCUGGCAUCAACACUUGCUUUGUAUGAACUGUGCAAAGGUCAGUCUGUUCACCAGUUGUUGCCUCCUCCCUACAGAGCUGUGUGGCUAGAAUGGCUUGACCAGGAGAAAGCAGAAGCAGAUUUGGUCAAACAAACAGAGAACAAGCCUCGGGAUCAAUUCAUCAGCAAAUUGAUGAAGAAGCUCAAAAUCUCUAUCAGUGUUAUGGAAGCAGAUCCUGAGGGAGAAGAAGAUGAUGUUGUGGAAUCCUGGGAAGAUCUAGACGACAUGGAUGAUAUGGAGUUUGAAGACUCUGAUGACAAGAAUGAACAAGACACAGAGCUAAUUCCAUCUGAACCAUCUUCGGGUGAUAUGAAGUCAUAUAGUCACCUAACAAAAUCGCGGAGAAGGGCUGGAACUAUGUCAGGCAGGGAAAUGAAGGACUUGUUCAAACAACGUUGUCAAUCCGAUGGAUUCCGUACUCUGUUAAAAACCAGACAGGAGUUGCCUGUGUAUAAACACCGCACCGCAAUACUGGACAUGAUUGCGGGUCAGAGUGUGGUCGUGAUUGCUGGCGAAACUGGUAGUGGCAAGAGUACUCAAAUACCGCAGUUUUUACUAGAGUACUUUGUAAGCCAAGGAGAAGGACACAAGUGUAAUAUUGUUUGUACUGAGCCUCGGAGAAUUUCAGCAACAAGUCUCAGCCAUCGUGUCUCCCAGGAGAUGGGCGAGGGUGCGCUUGGACGCCAGGAUUCUUUGGUCGGUUAUCAAAUACGUUUUGAGUCCAAGUGUGGCCCUAAUUCCCGUUUGGUGUAUUGUACGACUGGGGUGCUACUACGAAGACUACAGACAGAUCCCACAUUGAAAGAGGUGUCUCACAUUGUAGUUGAUGAGGUCCAUGAGCGGAGUGUCCAGUCAGACUUCCUCCUCAUCAUCUUGCGUCGUCUUCUGUCAGUUCGGACAGAUCUGAAAAUAAUCCUGAUGAGCGCUACAUUGGACAGUGAUAAAUUCUCUGCAUACUUCCAUCACUGUAGUGUCAUCAACAUACCAGGUCGGACCUUUCCUGUGGCGGUUUACCACGUGGAAGAUGUGAUAGAACGUACAUUGUACGUACUGGAUGAUGACUCACCAUAUGCCCUGAGACCAGAACAGUUAGUCAAGGAAGAACAAGCUAAUUUAGCUGUUACCGGUAAAGGUGGGGAGCAGACACAUGUGGACGUCUACUGGACAAAAGAGAAUGUAUCCAAAAUUGAUCGAACUGACCUGUGUCCUAAGACGUACAGUUUACGAACCCGUAACACAGUGACCAGAUCUAACACUGAUCGUAUUAACAUGGAGCUUAUUGUGGAACUGUUGUGUUACUUGGAGAAAAGUCCUGAGUUUUCCCAGGUAGAAGGAGCAGUCCUCAUUUUUAUGCCUGGUUUGGCCGAUAUCCAGGAACUGUAUGAGCUACUGAUGGCCGACCGUAACUUUACAAAAUCUCAGAGGUACCAAGUGAUUGCCUUACAUUCCAUCCUGUCAUCCUCAGACCAGAAUGAGGCUUUCAGAGUCCCACCUCCAGGAAUUAGGAAGGUUGUCAUAGCAACCAACAUAGCAGAAACUGGUAUCACCAUACCAGAUGUUGUCUUCGUUAUUGACACGGGGAAAGUGAAGGAAAAUCGGUACAUGGAGUCUAGUCAGAUGAGUGCUCUGAGGGAGGUAUACAUCAGUAAGGCUAAUGCUAAACAGAGACAGGGAAGAGCUGGUCGAGUCAGAGAAGGCUUCUGUUUUAGGAUGUAUACCAAAGAAAGAUACCAGGACAUGGCCCCGUAUACUGUACCUGAGAUACAGAGAGUUCCUCUGGAGGAACUCUGUUUACACAUCAUGAAAUGUGAUCUAGGAGAACCGGAGCACUUUUUGUCUGAAGCCCUGGACCCUCCCAGACCUAAUGUGAUUGCCAGGGCCAUGGGGAUGCUGCACGAAGUAGGGGCGUGUCAGGAGGGAUCAAUACUGACCCCUUUAGGUCACCAUCUAGCUGCACUUCCUGUCCACGUACGCAUUGGCAAAGUUCUUCUGAUUGGUGCAAUAUUUGGAUACCUUGAACCUGUGGCAGUGAUUGCAGCUGCUAUGACAACCAAAUCUCCAUUUGUAGCUCCUAUACAGAAACUUGACCUUGCCCAAGCUGCUAAAGUAUCCAUGGCAACUGCUGCUUCAGAUCACCUGACAGUCUACAAGGCUUAUCUUGGGUGGCAACAGACCAAAAGAGAAAGUGGUCAUGUAGAACAACAGUACUGUCAAAAGUACUUUCUUAGAAGGAACACACUGCUGGAGAUAGAGAAUUUAUCAAAUGAUUUGAUUCGACUUGUAAAGUCUAUCGGCUUUGGGGAUUCCAGACAUUCACAAAAGCAAAUGACAACAGUCGCACCUGGAUCUGUACUUGAAAUAAGUAAAUCUACUGUUGGAACAAGUACAGAUAUUGACUUAAAAACUGUUGCCAUGUUGAAGGCAGUCAUUGCUGCUGGUCUGUAUCCAAAUGUUGCCAAGAUAACAUACAGUGCUCCAGUCGAUGCAGCUGCUCAUCCUCGCAGGAACCAUGUAUGUGUGGGUGAGACCGCCCAGGGUCCAGCUGGUGUACAUCCCUCCUCUGUCAACCGGACCCUAGCAUCCAAUGGAUGGAUAGCAUAUCAAGAGAAGGUGACAACAUCAAAGGUGUACCUAAGGGAGGUUACUCUUGUCUCUCCGUAUUCCUUGUUGUUGUUUGGUGGUGAUAUACAUGUUCAGCAUACAGACCAAUUAGUCACUAUAGAUGACAGAAUUUCCUUUACGGCAUUUGCUAAGACUGGAGUUAUAUUCCGUGAAUUGAGGAAGUUACUGGAUAAACUUUUGGAGAGAAAAUUAGCGAAUCCAUCACUGGACCUGCUAGGUGACAAACUGAUCAUCGUGAUAUGCGAAUUGCUCUGGUCAGAGAGGACAAGUAGAUGACGGGGAAGGAUACGUCUUUAAUAAAACAUAUAAUAAACAAA